This is a messenger RNA of Hibiscus syriacus, 1302 nucleotides long. RefSeq names its product secretory carrier-associated membrane protein 1-like. The transcript is spliced from 13 exons. Gene Ontology annotation, biological process: protein transport. Gene Ontology annotation, cellular component: recycling endosome membrane; trans-Golgi network membrane. The coding region runs from base 135 to 1049 and encodes 304 amino acids. Lineage: Eukaryota; Viridiplantae; Streptophyta; Magnoliopsida; Malvales; Malvaceae. The record is from RefSeq and is a predicted model, not a curated record.
CUUCUUCUCAGUUUUCCUUGAAAUCUAUCUUUUUAACCGUCUUUAUCGCCAAAUACUUUCUUUUAUUCUCAGCGUCUCAAAUUCAGAUCUAUAUCUCAUUGUGUUAGUGUUAGUAGUUCCAUUCUUGAGGUUCGAUGAGUCACUUCGAUUCCAACCCUUUCGAGGAGGAAGAGGUCAAUCCUUUUUCGAAUCCAACAGUUAGGAAAGGAGCCGGGCAAUCAAAUUUUGGUGGAGGUGCCUUUUAUACUACUAACCCUGGUAGUGUUCCUCCUGCAACAUCAAGGCUUUCACCCCUCCCUCCUGAACCAUAUGACCGUGGUGCAACCGUAGAUAUUCCUCUUGAUUCUGCCAAGGAUUUGAGAGCUAGAGAGAAGGAACUUAAAGCAAAAGAGGCUGAACUGAAUAAGCGGGAACAGGAAUUGAAAAGGAAGGAGGAUGCAAUAGCACGGGCUGGAAUUGUAAUAGAGGAGAAAAAUUGGCCACCAUUUUUUCCUAUUAUCCAUCAUGAUAUUGCAAAUGAAAUACCAAUCCACCUGCAAAAGAUGCAAUAUGUUGCUUUCACAACAUUUUUAGGUUUGGUUCUUUGUCUUGUUUGGAAUAUAGUAGCUGUUACUACAGCCUGGAUCAAAGGAGAAGGCCCAACAAUUUGGUUUCUUGCCAUUAUAUAUUUCAUAUCUGGGGUCCCUGGCGGCUAUGUAUUGUGGUACCGUCCUCUCUAUCGUGCUAUGAGGACUGAUAGUGCGUUCAGUUUUGGACGGUUCUUUUUGUUUUACUUGCUGCAUAUUGGGUUUUGCAUCUUUGCUUCAGUUGCUCCCCCAAUUAUUUUCAAGGGAAAAUCCCUUGCAGGUAUUUUGCCUGCAAUUGAUCUCAUUGGUAGCACACAUGCUUUCGUUGGGAUAUUCUACUUCAUUGGUUUUGGAUUUUUUUGCAUUGAAUCAUUGCUCAGUGUCUGGGUUAUUCAGCAAGUUUACAUGUAUUUCCGAGGUAGCGGUAAAGCUGAUGAGAUGAAGCGUGAGGCUGCAAGAAGAACCAUGGCGGCAGCUCUCUGAUAGUGAUAUGGAGGUCAUAGCAGAAGAUGGUAGUUGCUGGUGGCGGACUUGGAUCAUGUUGGGCUGAGUUACUAUGUACUCAAAUUGCUUCUUCCCAUACAAAUUGCUGGCCAGCGGGCUCGUUUAAUCAUUUUAUUGAUAUGUUUAAAUAUUUACACGCACAUAAAUUGACAGAUGAAGAAUGUUGGGAAACCAGAUUAAAGUUGGAUGCAAAAGUUUGUGGAUGGUAAGGCUUAGCAGGCUAACUUUAUCA